AAUGGAUUAGAUCUUUGGGAAAUGCGUAUAAAUUUGACACUAGUGUUUAGUGAAUGAUAACAGUGUAUUGGUAUUGAUGUUUUGUUGAACGUGUUUUGUAAUGGAGGGUCAAGAAAAAGCAGUUGAAACGAAGGACACAGACACUUUACAGAGGAAACACCCCUUUGAUAAUCUUUCCAAAGAAGAACUGGUCAAGAAAUGCAAACACUUUUUGAUGCUGGCACAAAAAGCAAAGCAAGCAAAAGAUGAUGCGAAUGAGGAAAUACAGCGCCUGAAAGAAGAACUAGCAAAAUAUGAGGGAACAACAGAAAUGAAGUCAAAGGAAGCACCAAAACAUACUGAUGCCACAAGCAUGCAGGAGAUGAUAGACACUCUCACUGAGCAAAAGCUCUCUCUUGUUAUUGAGAUGGACAAAGUGCUGAAACAAAGUGCAUCAGUAGAACGCCAGUUGGAGCAAGUGAAACAAGAUGAACGGAAAGCAAGGCAACAGGUGAAUCAAUUGACUAAUCGUGUGCAGGAGCUUGAGACAGCACUUGAAAGUGCUCAUCGACAGGUUAAACGCCUUACAAGAGAAAAUGAUGAUUUACUUCAGCAGCUGGACACUGUGGAAUUAGAACUGCGGUCUCUGAGGGAUCGGGGAAUUGAGAGGACUGAAAGCAUCAAGGCUAAACAGAGAAUAGUGGCUGUAGAAAAUGAAAUGGCAAUAUUACAGGAGGAGCUGGAUAGGGUAAAUGAAGAGAAUAAAAAGAAAAAUGAUCAAAUGAAACAGUUACAUGAUCAAUUCAGUCAGGAAAAAUUGGCAUAUGAAGAGCAGUUCAAACGAAGGCAAAUUUCUUGGGAAGAGAGAAUAUGUGAACUUCAGGAUCAGUUUAAAAAAGAGAAUUCCUAA
This is a messenger RNA of Schistocerca serialis cubense, 889 nucleotides long. RefSeq names its product tropomyosin Cha f 1.0101-like. The record is from RefSeq and is a predicted model, not a curated record. NCBI's taxonomy places the organism in Eukaryota, Metazoa, Arthropoda, Insecta, Orthoptera, Acrididae. Bases 101 to 889 code for a protein of 262 amino acids. The transcript is spliced from 7 exons.